Messenger RNA from Solea senegalensis (Senegalese sole), 3138 nucleotides. RefSeq names its product fibronectin type III domain-containing protein 4-like. The transcript has 12 exons. Lineage: Eukaryota; Metazoa; Chordata; Actinopteri; Pleuronectiformes; Soleidae. Gene Ontology annotation, molecular function: protein binding. The coding region runs from base 1814 to 2527 and encodes 237 amino acids. The record is from RefSeq and is a predicted model, not a curated record.
UCGGUGGAGUUGGGCAGCAUGUCUCCUGCAACCUGGACCUGAGCUCCUGUGGACUGGAGAUUAUGUGCCAUUUUUGGGAAGGCUCCUGCCAAAAAAAAGGCUGAUGCUGAUCCGAUCCAAGACCAGAGUGAACAUCGGUGCUGCGUUUGAAUGACGGCGACAAUUGAAAGCCCCGAAAGGGCUGCAAAGUGAUGACAUGGUGGUUCUUUCUACUGGACAGGUGAGAGAUAUUGGACCUGACCGUGCCAGAGGCUGGAGAUGAGACACAGUCGUGCACACGAGGAGGAGGAACAUCACUGAAGCUCGGAAGAACAGUCUUUGACAUGGCAGAUGAAGUACUGAUGCAUUUCGUCAUGGUCCCUGCUGCCAAGCACUCACAGCUGUGCUGUUGCUAGGGAUGAGCUGUAUAUCAAAUCUUUCAGUGUUUAGCAUUUUUGCAGGUGGAUCCUGAGGCGUGCCCACAACAGAUGGGGAUCUUAAACCCUCUGGCAUGUUCUCGGUGUUCUUUGCAUCUGUUGUUGUGUCCCAGUCGCUCAAAAUAACCGCCACAGGGAGGCGCCCUGGAGGAAACUACAGCUGAUGUCAGCACUGAAUUAUUUCAAAUGGACUCCUGGACACUGGAGAAAGCAGACGACCAGCUACAGCUAAGUUUGAAAACAGUGACUGCAAAAAUGAGUAUAAUAAGCGUAAUUCCUGGGAAAUUGUUAUUUUUUGCACUAGAAGAAUAAUCUCAUUUUGAGAAGAAGUGUAUGACUUUGUCUUAAUAACAAAUAGCUUCCUUUAAGCUUGAAUGACCAGCAACAGUCUAUGUUUGAUGUCAAAUUGACGGUUGUGAAUAGCGUAAAUACAAGUAAUUCUAAAGGACUCAUUUUAAGUAAAUGUGGUUUUUUUACAUGAGAGGAUUUCUUUGUGACAACUUUUGUAAGAUUUGGCCACAUUUUUGUCUAUUUUUUUUUUUCCAUCUCUAGUAUUGUGACCUAAGUAUAAUAUGGAUAAAUCCAGGUUUUGUUACUGUUGCCUUUUCUUCCCACUUGAUAAAAACCGUAGGGUUCUUGAUAAUCUUGGAUUGAUAUUUUUGCCAAAAAAGUAGAAUCUUGGAAAGCAGGUUUUGCACAAACACAAAAUAUAAAAUUUAAAUGUAAACCAAUGUAAGAAUAUUUGUCUUUUGUGUAUUCCCCAACUCUAGGAGCAUUUGUGAACGAGCAAUAAUUAGCCUACACUUUAUAACCCCUAGAUGGCGCUUUAUCACAAAGUGGAACAUGAUUAAUCACAACCUGAUGAUCAUAAUCAACAGUUCAAGGAGCAGCUCAUCCUCCCUCGUCUCUGCAGUGAUGUCCUAUACCAGGGUGAGCGCUGUCCGCGGUGCUGAAACACAGUCUCCCGCUGACAUUUGACGCAGAACAGAGGCAGCGGCUCUCUGGCGCGCACGCACGCAGCACCGAGGAGAGGAGCCGGGGAGAGACUACCUGUUUGCUUCUCCCGGCGGCGGCAUUCCUGCAGCUGCCGCUGCUGCGCAGAGGUACUGCCUCCGGAGAAAGAAGAUUAGAAUCCAGCGCCGCAAAACCCCACUGACCCACUUUGUUGCAAGUUGGAAAUCCAAACAGUGCAGAGUAUCAUGUCAGCGCUGCGCGUGUUGUGACAUUGUUCCUGGCUGUGUUACAAGGAGAUGAAGGUGAAGGGAGGAGAGGGAGCAGCGGUGACUCGAUCUGCUGCUGCUGCCGCUGCUGCAUCUGCUGCUGCUGCUGGGAAAGUAACACCAGGGAGAGAGUUGAGGAAGAGGAGGUGCUGAAGAAGCCAGAGAAAGGAGAAGGUUAUGCUCGCGUUUCUUCACCUGGACCUCGGGCUGCUGCUGCUGCUGCUGCCCCUGCUGCUGGCCUGCUGGCAAACACCAGGGAUGGUCGGAGCAACGGUACCAGCAGCCCCUGUGAACGUAUCAGUGACCCAGCUGAGGGCACACUCGGCCAUGGUGACCUGGAACGUCCCUCUGGGAGAUACUGUCAUUGGAUACGCCAUCUCACAGCAGAGGCAGGACGGCUUGAUGCAGCGCUCCAUCCGAGAGGUGAACACGUCCAGCCGCUGGUGCGUGCUGUGGGACCUGGACGAGAACACGCACUACAGUGUCCAGGUGCAGUCCGUCGGGCUUCAUGGAGACAGCCAACCCAGCCGUGCCAUCCACUUCAGGACUCUGGAGAGAAGCGACCAUUAUCCAGCCGGGGUCCUGGAUCACCAUGAACCCGCGAUGGAAGGUCUGGGUAUGACCCCUCACCUGCAGACGGGAGAGCUGCUCAUUAUCACCACUGUGCUACUGCUGUGGGCAGCCGUCAUCGCCCUUUUCUGCCGACAGUACGACAUCAUCAAAGACAACGACUCCAACGGCACCAAGGAGAAAGCCAAGAGGCCACUGGUCCACGCCUCGUCCCCCUACUACAACCCCUCUGCCGGCAGCUCGCCCGUCUACCACAACGGAGCCGUACGCAGCAGCAGGCUCCACAGAGCCUCCUCCUCCAUCAGCAUCAUUAGAGUCUGAGUUUCGGAUGUCGGUUUGUAAAGACUCGCUGGUGUGCAACUGCAGGAGGAGGAACCUAUAUUUUUUAGGGAUGGAGAGACUCUGAUUCCGUGUAGAAUCCAAGAAGCACUCCACGCAACUGGGAUUCAAAUCAAGCCAGAGUUACAUUGUGGGCAAAGUGGGUGACUACUGCCAUCUGGUGGCAGAAGAUGGCAGCGUCUGUGGUGGCCUCUCCCAAGUGUACAAAAUAUUUCCUUCUCUCUGAUGUCAAAGACGACGAUGUUCAUGUCUGCCAGCAUGUCAGCCAAAUCGUGUGUGCCUCACAUUAACACAUCCCUGUGUGUGUCUGUGGACAUUUGUCUCUCUCUGCUGUUUAUAGGUUUUUAGAUCACGUUCAUGACCAGUGAUUAGUACUAACAUCCAAAAAAAUUUAAUAAAAAGAAUGUAUUAUAUGUAAUUAUAAGUGUAGAUAAACUGAAGGGAGGUACAUUUAAGUAAUUUAAGUGUGAUGUGAAUAUAUUUGACUGUUUUUGAUGGUGGAUUUAGAGCAGAAAGAAGUUAAACUCGCAGUUUAUUACAACAUGAACAAUGUAUGAAGUAUUUUUUGUGUUUACACAUGAAAUUCAUGUGUA